Molecule: messenger RNA, 606 nt
Organism: Nakaseomyces glabratus
Lineage: Eukaryota; Fungi; Ascomycota; Saccharomycetes; Saccharomycetales; Saccharomycetaceae
Gene: SPC24
Product: kinetochore-associated Ndc80 complex subunit SPC24
Biological process (GO): chromosome segregation
Cellular component (GO): Ndc80 complex
Molecular function (GO): microtubule binding
Source: RefSeq, a predicted model, not a curated record
AUGGCAAGUACAGAAGAGAUUGUUCAAAUGAUGCAGGAAGCUUCGGCUGAGUUUGCCGAAGCAGAUGAUGUUUCAUUUCUAGAUAAGAUGAAUUCUAAUAUUGCGCAACUCGAACAACAACUAAGAGAACAAAUGGAUGAAAGUAGGCAGAACAUUGCUAAACUUGAGAUAAAUCUUAUAGAUACGGAGAAGUCGAUAGGAAGCUUAAGAGAAUUGAUGAAGGAUGCUACCGAUGAGGCAACAAUAAUGAAAGGUAGUGAUAAGUUGAAUAAUCUGAUUGAUGAGCUUCAAGCCACAGAGAAUGAAAUUCAGAUGAUGAAUAGUGAAAUAGAAAAGAAAGUCAGUAAGUUAGUUGAGGAUGAAGACAACACAAGCUCAGAAUAUGAGAUGAUCAGCAAAGAAUUGGAACAAGAAUAUGAUCCUGUGUUCGCAUCAAAUAUACUAAAACUAAAACUUUACAGAAGUUUAGGGGUACGACUUGAUCUAGAUAAUAAUCAAAUACUAAUACAGAACAAAGAGCUUGGAACAAUUGAUACUUUGCCAUUGGAAGAUGAAUUAACUGAGUUUUUUAAGGUUAAAUACAUAUGGAGUAGAAUAGGGAAAUGA